UGCAGCCCUCUCUUCUUGAGGUCUGUUUUGCCGUGGGUGACUGCUUUCUAGAGCUGAAAUGUGGUUGAGAUAAUGGCAGUGUAAGAAUCCAUUUUCCUCAGGUAAAGCAGCUAUGCCUGUUCAAUUGCUGAAGAUAGGUAAAAGAAAAUCUGAGACUCUACUACCGACACAUUUGCAGAAGGAGGAUUUGAAGCAUUUGCAAGAGGGCUUUGAUCAUACCAACAAAUACUUUCAGGGAAUAGUUGUUCUUUCCUACCCACUAACAAAGCUUGGAGAUGGGACAGACUUUUUCAAGGUUGUUCUUCAAGGUUUGGAUAACUUGUGUUCACGGACCAACAGCAUCAAUAUUUUAAUACAUGGAAAAAUGGCAGAAGAUUGUGCAAAAGUUAUACGCCAUGGGGACACCUUCAUAGUUGCAGGAUAUAAGUUGGCAAAAUCACCUACAGCGGGACUGGAUGGUAGACAUGGUUGCCACCUAGAGCUGUCUGAAGAAGCUGGAUCAGCCAUUUAUAUUUAUGCUAAACCAAGAACAACUGCUGCUCCAGAAACUGCAUCUUUGUCUGUUGCACCAAAAUAUGUGUAUACUCCUCUGAAUCAUCUUAAAGAUGGAACUGUAGUGAAUUUGUAUGGCGUUGUGAAAUUCUUCAAGCCUCCAUAUGUAAGCAAAGGAACUGAUUAUUGCUCAGUUGUAACACUUGUGGAUCCAUCAAAUGUGAAGUUAACGUGCACUCUUUUUAAUGGAAAUCUAGAUUCCCUACCAAAAAUUUACAAAGUUGGAGAUAUUGUUCGAUUUCAUAGAAUAAAGAUCAAGGAAUACAAUGGACAGAUGCAGGGAAUUACCGGUGUGGGAUUUGCAUCCUUGACAUUUGAUGGAACUGUGGGAGCGCCAGUAGUUCCUCGAUCCUCUAGCAAAGUGUACACUUUCAUGGAUGAAGAACAGAAAACAAUAGAAGAAUUGCGUGUUUGGGCAGCCAGUAAUCUUUCCAUCUCUGGACCAGCAGCAAAAUUGUCUGGUGUUAGGCCAAUGCUGUUCUUUGAUCUCACUUGCCAGCUGGUAGGAAAAGCAAAAGUGGAUGGAUCUUCUUUUCUUCUAAAGGUAUGGGAUGGCACAAAAUGUCCCUACCCAACGUGGAAGGUGCCUGUGGAAGCAAGAGACCUGGAAGGAGAAAAAGUUGUUCUUCAUCAGCUGCGAAAUCUAACGGUGGACGUUCUAGUCUAUGAUAACCAUGUACAACUGGCAAAAUCACUUAAGAUUGGAAGUUUUCUGAGAAUUUACAGUAUUCAUACGAAACAAGCAAGUGCUGUUGAUGAAGAUGUCUCACAUAUAGAAUUUCAUCUUCAUGGUGGCACCUGUUAUGGUCGAGGAAUAGGAGUCUUACCAGAAAGUAACCUGGAUGUUAAGGAACUAAAGGCAUUCUUGGAAUCUGUGGAUCUGGCAGACAGUCAGAAUAUGGAAAGCAUGUCUUCAGUGGAAUUAGACAGCACUUUUAACAAUGUUACAGAUCUUGAGUCAUACUUACAGAGAUGUCAGCAGUUACCUGUUACAGUAUUAACAGAUCAUCAGGAUUUGAAUAACACAGAACUGAAAACCAUUCUGAACAGCACGGCUCCUCAACAGUAUCGCAUUAGAGCAAAGCUGAGAACUUAUAAACCCCAGAAGCUCUAUCAGUCUAUUAAACUUUAUUGUUCCAAAUGCAACUCUUUGCAAGAAGUUCCAGAUGGAGAUGACUUUGACUUUAUUUUACAAGGCUCUGCUGUUACUGCCCCAAACCCGGAAUUACACAAUACAUCCUGGUAUGAUUCUGUAAUGUGGACUACACAAGACCAGAAACAAAGGAAAAUAGCUAUCCAUUUUGUAAAGCAUGAUGAAAUGCUUCAACAGCCUGAAGAUACUUUGCUUAUGAUAGAAGGUGGAACACUAAAAGAAGUCUGGAAGCUUACAAAAAGAUUUAAAUGUGUUAUUCCUGUGAGAUCCACAGAAGAUGAUCUUGAAUUAUUAGAUCCUUCAGCUCCUUUUCUUUUACAAGGGAACAUAAAAUAUUAUGGGUGCAAGCAGUGUUCAACUCCAAAGCCUAUCAAGAGUCUAAGUUCCAUUGCAGCAGAACAACGACCAUCAUGGGAACCAACUGAAAUAGCACAAGUUUUAGGUAUUGUGCCGCUCCAGUAUGUUUUUAUUAUGAAGUUUACACUGGUUGAUGCAACAGGAGCACUAAAUGUAUACCUUUUUGAUUAUGAAAAUUUUUUCCAAAUUCCUGCCUCUGAAAUCUUAACUAAUAAUUCUCUUCAGCAAAAGAUGCAGAUGACCAUGAAUACGCUCUGUCCUCCAGGAAGAAAAUUAGAUGACUUGCCAUGGCUGGAAUGCUUCAUCAAGUCCUAUAAUGUCAGAGAUGCGAUGACACAUCAAGUUUAUUACCAAAUUUUUGACACUACAGUUGCUGAAGGUGUUGUAUAGUGAUGUGUUGCUAAUAGGAAGUAAUCCAGUAAGUAUACAAUUUGGGGCAAUCAGAGACUGUAUAAAAAAAAUCGUUGUUCCUUUCUUAGGAACUCAACCUGUAUGUAUGAAGUUUUAGCUUGUAUAUUAAUGUGAAUGGCAAUUAUGCUUUGAUGUAUUUACUACUUUCCUGGCGUACAGCCUUAUGAUCUGAGUGCAAAUGGAGGUGCUAAGCUUUUCACUGGAGCCUGCUUGGCUCAGGCUGAUGGAAACAAUCUGGUAUCCAUCUGUCCUUCAGAAAGGCAUUGAUGAGGUUACUCUAAACUGGUGAGUUUUACUCAGAAAAUAUAGUCAGAAUGAUGCUGCUGUGUUCAUUUCUGUGUUAAAUGAUCUCAGCAGAUAUGGAAAAGGAGCUCUUCAGUAAACUUUCUCUCAGACUACUUUGUGCAAGCAUAUGUUGCUGUUCUUGGCCAGUUUAACAGGGUUGUUGUCCAUUUUUAGAGACUUCUUUGAUUUUGCACUGAUAGGUACAUUUAGACAGAACUCUUCCUGUUAAUCAUACCAAGGUAACUGCUAUGUUUACCAGUUACUAUAGAUUUUGAUGUACUUAUGAAUGUGACCAUGUAAUGUUUAUCACUAAAAUUAAAGUCAAACCAUGAAAGUAAGGUAGUGUAAAAUUGUAAAAUGAGUCUUGACAUUCGCUAGGUCGUAAUGAUUUUUAAGGUGGCCCUAUUGGGUACCAAAGUUGUUAGCACGCUUAUUAGCUAGGUCUGUUUUUUCAAAGGCUCUGAUGUAUCUGGCUAAAUUUACUGUCAGAUUACACUGCCCAGAUCUGCUGUUUCUGUCUUACAUAGACUGUAUGACUAAAUUUAAAGAUACAGAACUAAUCUAGUGAUAUCAUGACUUGAAAAUACUGCUGGAGUAGAAAAAUUACUCAGUGGUUUUACUUUGCAUUCAGAAGUCUGUAGGACAAAUUCAGGACAUUUCUCCAAGGAUAAUUAAUGUAGAAAUCCCCGACAAAUCAA
Haliaeetus leucocephalus (bald eagle) is the source of this 3456-nucleotide messenger RNA. RefSeq names its product protection of telomeres 1 (gene POT1). Gene Ontology annotation, molecular function: G-rich strand telomeric DNA binding; telomerase inhibitor activity. Gene Ontology annotation, biological process: regulation of telomere maintenance via telomerase; telomere capping. The transcript has 20 exons. Gene Ontology annotation, cellular component: nuclear telomere cap complex; chromosome, telomeric region. Lineage: Eukaryota; Metazoa; Chordata; Aves; Accipitriformes; Accipitridae. Bases 113 to 2452 code for a protein of 779 amino acids. The record is from RefSeq and is a predicted model, not a curated record.